UACUCCUGUGGUUCCUUGGCUCCUAAGAUGGGGCGUGGUGGAGGUGGAUGCUCUGACUGCAGGUUCCGGCGUCCUCCACAGCUUUGGGAGAAAGCUGAUGGGUGUCUCUACCUGGCCAGUGAAAUGGCAGGAAUCCCUGAGGCUGCUCCCAACAUCUUGGAGUGCCUGCCCCUAAUGUCCGAAGCUGUCCGCCACAAGCACUACACGUCCCAUGUCACCCUGCUGGAGACGCUUUGCAAGACCUUACCCCACAUGGCCAAGGGUCUUAGCAAGAGAGUGUUCAAGAGCCACCUGCAUCUCUUCCUGGAUGCAAUCUUCUAUGCAUUGGAGUGUGAAAAUGCCCUGACAUCAUCAGCUGCAAGCCAGUGUCUGACACAGCUCUCGCAGUUCCUUGGUCCAAACAUCCUCCGUGGACGAGUGGAAGAACACAAUCCGAGUUAUUUAAGAGCUUUAGAUGCCAACAACUUCAUUGCUCCACUGUGAUAAAGAUGGCAGCAGAGAGAAGCUGAAGAGUGCGUCCGUCAACAGUCAACGCGUACCUUCCAGAACGGUCUGUCUAUGGGUUGUUUACAAAGGUUUGUAGUUAACCUUUUGAGCCAAAUUGUGUGAGAAAAAAAAAAUAUAUAUUGAGAAUUUAGCAUGUGCCUAGAAGCCACACACACUAUUGACGUGUUCUAGACUUGAUGUAAUUGUAAAAGUCAACCAACCAUGAGCUUAAUGUGAGAGUACAGUGUUAGGGAAAUAUCUUGUUGUUUGUUACAUACUUACUCAAGGGUUUACUUUUCCAGGUUAUGUAAUUGAUCAACAAUAUAAAUUCCUACUCAGUAAUUUAAUAAUAGUCUCCUUACCACUGUCUUUCCCCUACAUUUAGAAGUGUUCAUGUUGUGCUAAAGAUUAUUUUGAAUAUCCUAUUCUUAUGAUUUUAAUAGGAGUGGUUGGAGGUAGGGUACAUCUAAGGUAUCUUUUGCAACUGAUUUGCAAGUCUCACCAAUUGUCAUAUUUUAGGGUGCUGUAAGAAAAUAAAAUGUAUGCCUAGUAAUAUUUUUCUUUCACUAUGGCUUCAACUCCCGCUUCUGUUAUAUAUGUCAUUAUUUCCUGUGUAUGAAGUGUUGGAGGCAAAGUGUCCCUAGUACUGGAUAUAUAAUUUUUUUCCUCUGAAAGAAAACAAAACAAACUGGUUGUGAUGAUAGGCAUGAAGCAUUGUGAUUUUGAUCUGUAAGUCUCCUUUUAGGAAAUAUAUUUUGCUUAAUGCUUUUAAAAUUUGUCGUCUUUUUUAGGGGGCAAAGGGGGGGGGGCAUGAAUAGACUUGAAUUUCAUAAGCCAUUAUAUGUAGAACAGAGACUUCAUAUUCAAGUCCGCAUAAUGAAUGUUAGUUGUGUACACUGUAUGGAGCUUGUGUAUUUUAUUUAUUCAGGUGAUAAAACGUGUGAUAGGAGGUCACAGUUUAUUUUGUACACAGUAUUAAGUUCUUUGCAUUACAUCUUUUUCUUCUCAAUUAAUUUUUCAAAGUGUGAUGCUGCAGAAAAAUCUGAAAGAUGAAGGAUUUUCUAGCAGUUUAAUUUGUUUUCAGUUCCUCCUCAUCUACUCACCUUCAUUUCUCAUAUUGCAUAUUUACAAGAGUAUCUGAUGUUAAGAUGAUUAAUAUAUUCUUCAUCUUCAGUCUGCAAAGAUAUUGAGAGAGAGAGAGAGAGAGAGAGAGAGAGAGAGAGAGAGAGAGAGAGAGAGAGAGAGAGAGAGAGAGAGAGAGAGAGAGAGAGAGAGAGAGAAACAGUUAGACAGACAGACACUGACAGGCAGGCUGACACAGACAGACGGACACAGACAGACAGACAGACAGACUGACACAGACAGACUGACAGACAGACAGACAGACAGAGACAGGCAGACAGACAGACAGAAACAGACAGACAGAAACAGACAGACAGAAACAGACAGACAGAGACAGACAGACAGAGACAGACAGACAGACAGAGACAGACAGACAGAGACAGACAGACAGACAGACAGACAGACAGACAGAGACAGACAGACAGAGACAGACAGACAGAGACAGACAGACAGAGACAGACAGAGACACACACAGACACACACAGACACACAUAGACACACACAGACACACAUAGACACACAUAGACACACAUAGACACACAUAGACACACAUAGACACACAUAGACACACAUAGACACACAUAGACACACAUAGACACACACAGACACACACACACACACACACACACACACACACACACACACACACACACACACACACACACACACACACACACACACACACACACACACACACACACAUAUAAACAGACAGACACACCUACAGGCAGGUUGCCACAAACAGGCAGGCUGGUAGAAACAGGCAGACAGGCAGAGACAGGCAGACAGGCAGAGACAGGCAGACAGGCAGACAGGCAGAGACAGGCAGACAGGCAGAGACAGGCAGACAGGCAGAGACAGGCAGACAGGCAGAGGCAGGUAGGCAGAGAGAGAGAGAGAGAGAGAGAGAGAGAGAGAGAGAGAGAGAGAGAGAGAGA
Penaeus indicus is the source of this 2546-nucleotide messenger RNA. RefSeq lists its product as uncharacterized. Bases 28 to 483 code for a protein of 151 amino acids. NCBI's taxonomy places the organism in Eukaryota, Metazoa, Arthropoda, Malacostraca, Decapoda, Penaeidae. The transcript is spliced from 4 exons. The record is from RefSeq and is a predicted model, not a curated record.